GGUUCGGCGGGCGCCCUUUGUCGAGGUUGAGGUUUGCCCUGUCAUCCCCGCGAUCUCGAGAAAGUUUCAAGGUCCAGGCUAGGUCGUGCGCGAGCGUGCGUCGCAGCGCGCAGCCAGUGCGUGUUUGGGUCCGCGGCGGAGGCGCGCGAGCCUCGAGCCGAGUGCAGCAGAGCAGGCAUGCGCUAGGGGUUGCUGUUCGAAGAGGCCGCGCCGUCGUCGGCACCCCAAAAUAACUCUUGGCUGUAAUUCUAGACCGUCCAAGUUUAGACUUUUUCUCGGGGAGCGGUUCCCCCCUCGGCUGUGACUGUGUGUGGCUAAAAUAAGACGCACCGGGAGGGGGCCCCUGCCGUUUGACGGCGUGCUAGCAUGCUCAGCGCUCUCAGUGAGGAGCCGGUUCCGACAGCCGCAAGUGCUCUCUGCCCCCAGCAGCGUUGGGCCUUCGCAUUAUUUUCCGACACACUGUCAUGUAAUUUUGCCUGUGCGAUUCCAGUGCGUUGAGGCUAACCUCUCCGAGUGCAGUGACAUUAUCCUGGUGGCUCAAGUCUAGUCUUUCCUGUUUGUGUGCUUCAAGUCAACGUCAAGUUUCAUCAAUUCUCCUCUGCAAGAAUGGCUGCUAUACCAGACCCGGUGAAGAAGUGUGUUGCAAUACUCAAGGCAGCAGACUCUGAUACAGAGAAGCUUGCUGCCUUGUUCAUGGUUACUAAGCUUGUGAAAGGGAGUGAUUGCUCUGCUGCUGUGAGAAAGCUUUUGUUUGAAGCCAUUGGAUUUAAAUUUUUGAAACGUCUUCUGUUGACGUCAGACGUGCAAGAUUGUCCCCCUCAAGUUUACAAAUCAGUUGCUCUGUCUGUAUUGUCAGCUUUUUGCAAAGACCCUGAGUUAGCAAUUCAUCCUGAACUGCUUGCAAACCUGCAAAUGUUCCUAGAUAUUGUACAAACUUCAGAUGCAGCUGAUGAUGACAAUCUUAUUAUUGUCAAUGAGGCAUAUGAAUGCCUACAAAGUAUUGCUCUCACAAAACCUGGGCUGAAAGCUUUGUUUGAGAUAGGUGCUGUUUCAAAGAUGAUUGAAAUAUAUUCUCUUCAGAGCUUCCAGACUGAUGAAGCUCUUGACUUACUGGUGACACUUGUUACGAGCUUUGGUCCAAAAAGCUGGGAAGAAAAUCCAGGAGCUUUCCAUCUACUCAUGAAUAAAAUAAGUCUUGAUUGUGAAACUGAUCAAAGUGAACGGAAAUUUCAUCUCUGUGAUGUUAUGAAUGGCCUGCUCAUGAGCUGCAAGCAGGAUAUUGCGACUACGUUUGGUGAAGACACCACAUGGCCGGCUAGUGUUUACAAAGCUUUGUAUGAUAUUCUUACUAGCAAAAUAGGAAAAGCCCAACGGGACCCUGCUCUGAAGCUGGCUUCAGGGAUGACAGAUUUCAUGGGUCCAAAGUGGACAAUGAUGGAUGAAGAUAACCCAAGAAAAUUUUUCCUGCUUCUUUCUCAACUAGCAUGUGUUGAGGUGCGCAUGCAAUUGGAAGAUAAAGGAGGUCUUAAAGCAAUCAUGGCAAAUGCUGAUCUUUGCACAGCAUGCUUCCUAAUAAUAGAAAGUGCCAUUGCUUUUGUAGCAAAUGAACAUGUUGAAUUAGAGGGAAGAGAAAAGCAGUCUAUGUACACAGCCAUGAAGGGGGGAUUUUCUGCCAUAAUAUCACUCUUGAUGAAGGUUCAAACUGAUGUCAACAAGAAGAAAGUUACUCUCGAGUUAAAAGAAAAGGUCUUCAUUUGUGCCAUGGUGAGAGUCCUCUCUGCCUGGAUGGCUCAAGAAACUUCAUCCAUGCGUGAUCAGAUUUAUCAGUUGUUACCAUUUAUGCUGACCUUAGCAAAUGAUACAUUCUACGCAUAUCGUGCAAGAUAUAUGAUGGAGAAAGUUAGAGGUCCUCCAGGAGGAUCUAAUCCUACUGGUGAGCCAAUGGAGGUUGACACUGACCCAUUAAGUCAGGUUGACAUUUUAAGAUUUAUGUUACCAGCCUUGUGCCACCUUGCUGUUGAAGAACAGGCAAGAAAAAUCUUACUGGACACGAAGGAAGAUGAAGUGCUGUAUGAAAGUUUUGCCUUUCAUUGGUCAAUUGUGCACUAUAAAAAGCCACCUGUACCAAGAGCUGACCGACUUAAAGUGCGAAAGGAAGAGGCGUUGGAUCCUAAACUUGUUGAGGAUAUGAGUGAUUCCCGAACCGCCAUGGUCAGCAUUUGUAAUAUUUUUAUGAACAUCACUGUACUUGAAGCCAAAAUAGUUGAAGAAAGCUCACUCUUUUCUCAGUUGCUUAAGUUCAAUUUUAAUAACCUUCCUGAACUUCGCAAUAUUCCAGAAAAUCUGGUGCUUCAUGGGAACAUGGCAGUUCUUGGACUGCUUCUGUUGAAACAGCAGGCUAAAAAGAUAAAGAAGAAUGAUUUUUCAAUCUGUCGAUACAUUCAGGCCACUAUUCGUUUCCUGUGGGAUGCUUACAAUGUUGAUGAGUCAAAUGACAGUUCUACUCUUGUUGUUGCAAUGGCAUAUAAAGAACAUUGGAUUCAGCUUAUGGAGUUGUGGUUCCUUGGCAUGCAAACAAUGAGUGCAGUGUUAUCACUUAUACCCUGGAUCUCAGAGUUUGCCAUGGAGAGUGGAUGGGCAGAGGGUAUCAUUGAUACCUUGAAGAAGGUGAAAUAUGGAUCUCUUCCCCCGAACACUAAGUCUGCAUAUGAAGAUUUCCUUUGUCAUCUGGUGGCAGCAAACAACAGUGUAGCUUCAGUGCUGAAGAAACGAGAUGCCCUUUCUGUAUGCCGCAAUCACCGCCUGAUGGAACUUGGAAAGAAGCUUUUUGAAGACUGAUGAAAUGUUAUUAAAAAUGUAUUAUUGAAUAUGCGCUUUCAUCUGCAAUUUCUUCUUUUGUUAAUUUAAUAUGAAACUUAGGCCUUAAAUUUGUAAGAAUUUUAUGCAACAUUAUGAAAUAGAAACAGAACUUAAUUUGUGCUUUUUUAUUCGUUUUCUAUGUGUGAUUUCCUAUUUUGUACUCAAAUAAAUAUUUUCAUAGUUUGUUAACUUGAGUAUGGUUUUCCCCAACCCCAAAUUUAACAAAUUUGUCUUUGUGUUUUCAGUUAUAUUGUAUUAACAGUAAAAUUUGCAUGUUUAGCAGCAUUUUGUCUAUAUGAUUUGAUCUGAUCAAUCAAUUUCUGUGAUAGUCCGAAAUCUAUAAUCACAUGUGGAGAUGAUACUUUUGUUGGGAAUUUUGCAUGUAGCCUUACUUCAUACCCCAAUCAGUAAAUUUCAGCAGUAACUUUUUCUCUUGAUGGUGAUUACAAUGACAGUACCACUAAUUGCAUAAUUGCAAGGAAGUCAUACUUUUGAAAGUCUAAUUUACUCCUGUUUGUGAUAUCCUGGAGUUCUGUGAUGCCAGAUUGAGUGUUGAGUUCAUGCUUGCAUCGUCAUUCUGAAUUUAUUUCGGAAAGCCCCAAUUUCUAUCCUUCUCUUCAUGAUACGUAUCACAAAAAAUAUUUUUACUUUAGUCACACAAGAGUUGACUUGUGCUGCGAAAUAAUUUUGGUUGACUAGAUAUUAUAAAUAGCUAUGUGAUAUUAAGCAUUUAUCUGUAUUAUGAAAAGGUUCAGUCAGGUUUACACCUGGGUUGCUCAUUACAACAAAACAAAUCCUAAUUUUCACUAGUCUAUUAUAACAUACCUACUGGAAAAAAAUGGUUCUCAAUGGACCUAUGUUUGUAUUAACCGUGCAAAUCAUUUAAAACCCACAAAACAUGUCCACCACUCAAUGCUUCUAUUGUAAUGCCACUUUCAAUCUUAAUAAACAAGGAAUAUUAAUAUGCCAUCAAA
Frankliniella occidentalis (western flower thrips) is the source of this 3833-nucleotide messenger RNA. RefSeq names its product neurochondrin homolog (gene Neurochondrin). Gene Ontology annotation, biological process: neuron projection development; regulation of neuronal synaptic plasticity. NCBI's taxonomy places the organism in Eukaryota, Metazoa, Arthropoda, Insecta, Thysanoptera, Thripidae. Gene Ontology annotation, cellular component: dendrite. The transcript has a single exon. Bases 607 to 2838 code for a protein of 743 amino acids. The record is from RefSeq and is a predicted model, not a curated record.